AUGUGCACUGCUCGAAGGACGUCAUCAUGGCGGACUUCUUCAGAUUCCCAGGGUCUUGGAGAAGCCGAUAUUAUCGCUAUUCAGGAGCGAUGGAACAUCCCGUACACCGACACCACCCAUCGCCCAGCGAAACAGACACAUGAGCUCGUUUUUCCAACCACCAAUGAAUGCGCCGGCGAAAGGACGCGGGUUUGCAUGCUCAUAUCGAAAAUAAUCAGCCAAUGGUCGUAUCGCGCAUGGGGAGACGCCCAGGAAGUAAGAAUUGAGCGCAAGCUAGCCUGGGGUGGAGACGACGCAGUCCAGGAUGCCAGAGCCGAUGCUCUGAUUGAGCUGACCAAUUCGGCCGACCUGAACCUCUGUUUAGCACCUGGCACCAUUACCCGCGAUGAAUCGAGCCAUCAGACUACUAUCGACCUAGUUUUUGGCUGUCACGAUCCAUCGGAGGGCUUCCUGGCUAGCUAG
Messenger RNA from Penicillium canescens, 462 nucleotides. RefSeq lists its product as uncharacterized. The record is from RefSeq and is a predicted model, not a curated record. Bases 1 to 462 code for a protein of 153 amino acids. The transcript is spliced from 2 exons. Lineage: Eukaryota; Fungi; Ascomycota; Eurotiomycetes; Eurotiales; Aspergillaceae.